Messenger RNA from Phalacrocorax carbo (great cormorant), 1924 nucleotides. The record is from RefSeq and is a predicted model, not a curated record. Lineage: Eukaryota; Metazoa; Chordata; Aves; Suliformes; Phalacrocoracidae.
GCCGCGCAGGGAGCGGGGGAACCGGCUGUCCACCUCCACCACCGCCAUGGCGCCGGGCCAAGCCGCGCCGCGCCGGGCUAGGCUGGGCACUUCCGCGCUCGCCCCGCGGCCGGGGCCGGGGCUCCGCGGCGCCGGAAGCGAUCGCGCCGCGGGCGGAAGCGGGGCGGGCCCGCGCCGCCGGCCGUGGCGGUGGUGGCGGUGGUGGCGGGGAUGGGCCAUGUGGCGGCUGGGUGCGGCCUGGGCGCGGCCCGCGGCUCUGCGCGGGGUCCGGGGCCGGCGGGGCCCGGGGGAUGUCGCGGUGGGGGCCGCGUGCGCGGGCGGGGUGGCCGCGGGCCCCUCGUCGGGCGGCCUGGCGCUGCGCUCCCGGCCCGGCCGCGGCGGCGCCGGCGGCUAUAAACAUCUGAUAAAAGAAGAUGAUAGAAAGACAGUUAUAUGUAUAGAGGGCAACAUCGCAAGUGGAAAAACAACAUGCCUGGAUUAUUUUGCACAAACUACCAGCAUUGAGGUUUUGACAGAGCCGGUGACAAAGUGGAGGAAUGUUCGUGGUCAUAAUAUCCUGGGCUUAAUGUACCAAGAUGCAUCGAGAUGGGGAAUAACUUUACAGACUUACAUACAGCUUACAAUGUUGGAGCAGCAUACCAGACCAAUGAUUUCCCCCGUAAGAAUGAUGGAGCGAUCAAUUCACAGUGCAAAAUACAUUUUUGUAGAAAAUUUGUAUCAAAGUGGAAAAAUGCCAGAGGUGGAUUAUGUUGUCCUAACUGAAUGGUUUGACUGGAUCCAGAACAACACUGAUGUUUCGGUUGAUUUGAUAGUUUAUCUGCAGACUUCUCCUGAAGUUUGUUACGAGAGGUUAAAGAGAAGAUGCAGAGAAGAGGAAAAGGUCAUUCCUCUGGAAUAUUUAGAAGCUAUUCAUCAGCUCUAUGAAGAGUGGCUCAUUAAACAUACAUUAUUCAAAGUUUCCUGCCCGGUGCUUGUUAUUGGAGCUGACCAUGACAUGCAGAAAAUGAUAGAAAAGUAUGAAGAAAACCGGGACCAAAUACUAAAUCCAUAUAAUAUGCAACACCAUUUAUAGAUGUCUGUAGUUGUUGUAUUUAAAAAAAACAUGUUUAUGAGUUCUGAGUAUGUGCAGCAUUUCUAAAUAUAAUGGGUUUUGCUUCUGAAAUAUGCUUUGUAGAAUGUUGUGAACUUCUGCUGUGAAAUGUUCAGAAACAUGUCAUAAACAGAAUAUAAGCCAGUUCCCUUUCAUGUUUUUACAUUCUCCAUCAGCUUUACUGUGUCAGUUUGGUUCAGCCAAAAUUCGGCUGUUUCCCCCAUUUCCCACUUCACUGCUGCUUCCUGUAAGUAACCUGUGUUGUUUCCUUCCCCCCUCAGGACAACUGCAUUUGUGUAAUUUGAAAGAAGUAGUUCUGUACAAGAGGUGGGAUGUCCUUUUUUAUUAUUAGAGGAAGCAAAUGAAGUGCACCAAGUUAAAGCAGUUUUGUUACAUGGGUCUUGCCAGGUUGAAAUAGGGUUCUUACUCUAAUCCUACCUACAGUUCUGCAAUUUCAUUGAAUUCAGUAAGUUUCUUCUGCUUUUCAUGAAAUAGUAAUAUAGCUAUGUAACAGUGCCGUAGCACAGACCCACUGAAUUCAGUGGCAAACACGCCCCCCGCCAAGUUUUCCUAAGUGAUUGCAGAAUGGCUCUGGGGCUUUUUUUUUUUUAAGCCACGUUUUUAAAAGGGCUUAUUUCUCUCCAGGGUUUAUGAAAUCACUGGCCCUAUCAUGGCGGAGCUGAGAACUAGUGAAAAUAGCGGGUGCACAGAACUGUAUUUGUUGUUCCUUUCAAGUGGUUAUAAAAAACCUAAAUUAAUUGAUUUCUUAACUGUUUUGGAUUCUUUGAUUGUACUUUUUUAAUAAAGAAAAAUAUAGACAGGUCUUUGGUUUUA